Messenger RNA from Phlebotomus papatasi, 4430 nucleotides. RefSeq lists its product as uncharacterized. Lineage: Eukaryota; Metazoa; Arthropoda; Insecta; Diptera; Psychodidae. The transcript is spliced from 5 exons. The record is from RefSeq and is a predicted model, not a curated record. Bases 30 to 2582 code for a protein of 850 amino acids.
AGAGCAGGGAGCGUACAGAAAUAGGUGAAAUGUCUGAUGAAUAUGUAUGUAAUAUUCAAUCUUGCUUAAAAGUCUUCACAACACGGCGUAGGCUCGCAAACCACCAAUACAGAAUUCACCCAAACAAAGACUUAUUUGUCAGAAAUUUACAUGAAUCAUUUCAAUGUGAAAUUUGUAACAAGAAAUUUUCAAGACGUAAAAUAAUAUUACACGUGACAUUCCAUUUAAAAAGAAAACAAGGACUAAAAUGUCCUUUUUAUAAUGAGUGUGGCAGAUAUACUUGUUUUAAAAGUAUUAAUGUUUUCAGAGUCCAUAUUGUAAGAAAUCAUAAAACGUUGACAAAAACUCAAACCGAAAAUCUCACAACAUCUUGUCUGUUAUCAGAGUCUUAUGAAGUCGUUCCCAAUUCCGACUUUACAGAAAAUACCGCAACUACAUCUCAGGAGGAUGAUAACUCAAACAUAAGAGAGUUUUUUGAUUCUUUCGUUUCGCUACAAAUGCAGUUACACAUACCAUCAACUUCAUUCAAUGCAAUAAUUAAUUCCUUCUCCACAGUAUAUGAGUUAGACGAACAUCAAAAAAUUGAGAAACUUGAGAAGACAUUGAUAGAACACGGUUUGAAUACACACCAAAUUGAACAGAUAUGUAAAAGCUUCAAAUCUGAAAAGACUUUGUUUAAAAAAUUAUUCCAUUCGGAUUCAGGGUUAUUACGAAGUGCAUAUUCUCGAAACAAGGAACUUUCAAAGAGUGACUUUCUCGUACAACCACAAGAAGUGUUUUUAGGCGCACGUGAGGAUGGAAGUACUGCUACCUAUAUUUACAUACCAAUUCUAGAAUUAUUGUCCACUUUGUUUAAAAACACUUCCUUUCGAAGUGAAUAUUUUUCAUCUAAAAACACGAAAGAUUCCUAUUAUCUUGACUUAAACGAUGGUGAAAUAUGCAGAUCAAACGCUUUUUGGGAUCCUGCUUUAAAAAAUAUUCAACUUUUAGUGUAUCAGGAUGCUUUCGAAGUAUGUGCUCCUUUGAAAAGUGCAAAAACAAAACACAAGUUGGUAGGCGUCUAUAUGUCUGUGGGAAAUGUCCACAGAUCGCACCGGGCAAAAAUUAAUAAUUUACACUUGGUAGCUCUUUGCAAAGAGUCUGAUUUUAAAUAUUUUAAAUCGAACAAAAUUUUUGAAAAACUCGUACACGAUAUCAGAGUUUUAGAAAUCGAUGGAAUAAAUGUUGAACAUGAGGAGCAAAGCUAUAAUAUGAAGGGUUCUAUAUUCGCAAUCUUAGGAGACAACUUGGGUAGCCAUCAAGUUGGUGGAUAUGUAGAAAAUUUUUCUACAUCAAUCUAUUUUUGCAGAUACUGCUAUGUGACAAGAUCUCAAUUCACCUCAAAUCCGCAUGUAAUAGCUCCAUUAAGAACAAAGAACUCACAUAUAAAAGACUUAAAUGAAUUAACAACGAAUAAAUUAAAUAAUGUUAGAGGAGUUAAAUUUGAAACAAUUUUUAAUGAACUAAAGUAUUAUAAUAUUAAUUCACCUGGCAUGCCCCCGUGUAUUGCCCACGAUUUAUUCGAAGGAAUUAUUGGUUACGACAUCUUGCUCAUUUUUAAAUAUGCCGUUGCAGAAAACUGGGUAACAUUCAAAAACAUUUCUUACAGCAUCAAAUAUUAUUUUAAAAUCUUAAACAUGAAUGCUUCAAUUUCCAUAACGCCUAACUUUUCAAAGAUUUCCGGUCGAGCAUAUGAUAUUUGGUCCUUAAUCCAAAUAUUGCCGUUCAUAUUCUCACCACUUCAUUCUAAAGUAGAUUUUUCCUCUGACCCAUACAUUAAAAUGAUAAUGACUUUGAAAUAUUUGGUUGAUAUUCUUGUUGCUCCACAAAUAUCUGAAGCUCAAAGAGGAGAAUUAAAAUUCUAUGUUGCGGAGUACAUAGAGUACAGGCAUAAUUUGUUUUCGGAGCCUCUUAAACCAAAACACCACUAUUUGAAUCAUUAUACAUAUCUGAUCAGACAGUUUGGUCCUUUAACUUCAUUUUGGACUCUGAGGUUUGAGAGCAAACACAAAUAUUUUAAGGAUUGUGUAACUUCGGCUCGCAAUUAUAUAAACGUUGCCAAAUUGUGCGCUGAGAAACACCAAAGGCAUCAGUCUAUAUGGCUUAGUGAUAACAUGUGGAAUAAUACAGUGCAAGUUCUUACAAGGAAAAACGUUAUUAACCUCUUAGAUUGUGAAGAAAUUUUAUUGCGAAAUGCGAAAAUUAACUCUGACAACGUAUUUUUUACAAAAUCGCUCACAUUUCAAGGUAUCACAUUAAAAACCGAACAAUAUAUUUUUCAUAGCAGAGAUUCAUUUGGAGAAGCAUAUGUUAUGAGAAUUGAUUUAUUAGUUGUUUUGAAAACAUUUGAUGAUUUCUUACUUAUUGGAACGAAAUUCAAAAUAUUUGAAAACCACGAAAAUGGGUUAAUAUAUUUAGAAGACGAUCUUGGAAAAGUAAUAAGAAAAAUGACAGAGAUUAUUGAUUUAUCUCCCUUAAAACCUAUCACAAUUCAUGGAAUUAAAUCACAAAUUCUUUUUUCUAAGCAUCGUUUGCCAAAAUAAUAAAGUCAAAUAAGUUUUUGUUAAAGAUUUUAAGCUUGGUGGAUAUUUUUUGAGAGGAGCCAGAGAAUCGUAGAAUGUAAGUGUAAACCAAUAUGAAGUGGUUCAAAGUUUUCAAUUACAACCAUACCAUUAAGAAAAUAGUGAAGUCAAAACCGACUAUAACAGAUCUUCUCAAUGCUGCAAGCAACAAGUUUGGAAAAAGCUUCAUUUCCCUUGUGCUUGGAGCCUGUGGAACACUGAUCGAAGAUGAUGAUUUCCUGGAACAAGUACAAACAAACGAGAUUUUGAUUGCAUUACAAGAAGGAGAAAACUGGAUCUCGCCCGAAAUCUUUGAGCCUUCAUCUUCAUCUCAAACUCAAGUUACACCUAGUAUCACAAAUGUAAACGGAAAUGAAGGGAAUAAUUCAGUCGUUAUUCCAACGCUUGAGAAUUUUCUGGAACUGUCAGGAAUUCAUCCAUUUGCCGACGCGCAACCACCUGGAACUGUCCCUACUUUGAGGAAUCCAGAAGUACCACCAAAUGAUACAGAAAGUGCAGAGGAACUACUGGUAAAUACUCCAUCAUCUCUAACUUCUGCACAGACAAAGAAAGCCAUUCGUGAAUCAUUCAAGAAUUUUGAAAAUAUCAAAAUUCCGUAUGAUCAGAUGGAAAAAAAUAUAAGAGAUGCACUUAAAGGGAAACAAAAGCUGCCUCCAAAUCAGAUGGCGACAGUUGUGAAGAAAGUGGUUCUGGAGAUACGGAAAUCCGGAGUUUAUAUACCAAUAAAAGUAUUUGAUUUUGCCGCCGCCCAAAUGUGCAGGGAAUACCCUGACACAUUUGAGGAGCGUGAUGACGAUGGAGCUUUGAUUGGUGGAGGAUUCUUCGGACUCUCUGAAAAAAUGAGGAACCACAACAACUAUCUUAACCGUCCUCAUGUUAAUAAAUUCCAAGACCAAAAUCUACACAAAGAAGUCAAGAAAUUAAGAAAAAAUGUGAAUCUAUGCUCAGGAAAUAUCAACAAUGCCCCUGAACUAAACGAAGAAUUCGGCCUGGAGCGUGAUGACAUCAACAAGGGAGAAUUAUCAAUUCCAGAGAUUGUGAAAAAAUGGCCUAAUUUACAAACCUUCGAUGGAAUUUGUCGUCACUUUGCGGCAACAACAGGCUGCGAUAUAUCACAAUUGGGAAACAUAAUGCAGGAAAAACGAAACAUUAUUGCUAAAGCGUGCCUUCCAAAUCGGUCAGCAAAUAUUCUAAGGGAGCACAACAGCACAAAUCAGGAAAAUCCUGACCAGGAAAAUUCUCUACCUGCACCAGAACCACCAGAACCAUCCCGUGAACUUCAAAAUGACGCAAAAAUAAUUUUGAAGAUUAUUGCUGAUUACUUCAAAGAAAAGAUUGAAGCAAUAUUCGGAAAUCAAACAACCAAUACCGAUGAUUUCCUUAUUCGAGAAAAUGAUGCACCACCGAAGUUCUCUAUAAUAUACAGAAACAUUGUUCUACAUGAAACAAAUUCGUGGUGGGAGGCUUUCACAAUGUAUUUUGCAGAUAUUUACAUAUUCUGCAAACUUUAUCCCGUGGAAGCUUCCCAGACACUGGAAUUUGUACAGCGGUACAUUUUAAAAAUAAAUCCAGAAGGCACAAAAUCAAAAAAAAGAUGUAUUAAAACGUGCAAUUUAAAAGUAUUAAGUCUUAUCAGAAAAAUUAAGAAUAUUUCAUCUUAGUUGAUUUCACAUCAGUGAAUGCCACAUUCCCAAGGUUUAUUCAAAAUAUAUUUUUUGAAUUCCUGAUUUUUUUGGUUGAACCAAGAAACUAUGCCUCUAUCAUUGCAUGUAAAUUAAAUGAAGUAAAUAAAAAAUUACUAUAUUGAAA